AUGAUUUUCCUCCUAAUUGCUUUCCUAUUCCCACUGAACUCCUAUUAUUGCAUCCGACAAAUCAACAUCUAUAAUCGAUGCCCAUUUCCCGUCUGGCCUGGAAUUGUUGGACCUGGAAAUCCUGCUGGAGGUGGCUUCCGAUUGGACAACGAGCAGGAUCGGAAGAUUUCCGUGGAGGACAGUUGGCAAGGAAUCAUUUGGGGACGAACAUUUUGUGAUAGUCGUAUGAGAUGUGCAACGGGGAAUUGUGGGAAUCGCGAACAAUGCAACGGUACUCUAGGUCGCUUCCCAUUCACCAUUGCCGAAUUCAGUUUGGACGAAUCGAACGAUAAAGAUGUGUAUUCUGUGUCACUGAUCAAUGGAUAUAAUAUUCCGAUAUUGAUAGAGCCGUUCGGAGGAAAAGACUGCCAACGUGCCGGUGGUUGCAUCUCGGAUAUCAACGAAGUGUGUCCCGAAAGAAUGAGAAUCACGAAUGGAAGAAGAAGAGAGAACGGUAACGUCGUCGGAGCAGAUCCCCUUGUGAUGCUCUUCGAUCUGAUCGCGAAUGUUGUCGUGGAGCAUUCUCGACGCCAGAUACGUGCUUCAGAAGCCACGUGGCUCAAACAUUCAAGGAUGCGUGUCCAACAGCCUUCUCCUUCCAAUUCGAUGAUGCUACAUCAUCGUUCGCUUGUCAAAAUGAUGCAGAGUAUCUGGUUCAGUUUUGUUGAUGACUUUUAUCUAGAAUGA
Messenger RNA from Caenorhabditis briggsae, 726 nucleotides. RefSeq names its product Protein CBR-THN-6 (gene Cbr-thn-6). The coding region runs from base 1 to 726 and encodes 241 amino acids. The transcript is spliced from 4 exons. Lineage: Eukaryota; Metazoa; Nematoda; Chromadorea; Rhabditida; Rhabditidae. The record is from RefSeq and is a predicted model, not a curated record.